AAAUACCCCCUUGAUUCAUGUUUACCUCCUGCCAUGUAACUAAUUUUUCAGCCGUUUCUGCUCUAUAUGAUAUGAUUGCCCAGCACUCGCGCGAUCUCUAUCACGGCUGAAAAUCACUGCUGACAGAUUUAUAUUAGGGCCUUUGUCAGUCACCGGACCAACAGUGAUCUACCUUCGGAAAAUUCGCCCGACAGUGUUUGGUAUUAGAAGUUAUUUGAAACACAUACAAUCGCAUUGCUUAUAUAUGGAUCUUGGCUUUCUUCCCUCCUCACCGUGUUCCUCGAUAUGUCAAAGAUCCAUAAUGCAUUCACCGUCCUGAUGGGCAUACCCACUCCUGUAGUAGCUGCGCCCAUGGCAGGUGCUAGCGGCGGCGCGCUAGCCGCCCAGACAUCCGCUGCCGGAGCGUUUGGAUUUGUCAGUGCAGGAUACUUGACCCCCUCUCGCAUCCAAGAGGAGCUAUCCUUAGCUCGCGCACUGCUUCGCUUAACAGAAACAGACCCUCUACCGAUUGGUGUAGGUUAUCUGGCUUGGCAACUGGAAAAGGAUCUCGCCUCUGCUGCUGGAUUGCUUAACCUUGCCCUUUCGAACAAAGUUCAGGCCAUCUGGCUCGCGUUCGGGAACAGUAUAGGCCGAUGGAUCGACCAUGUUCGCUCUUAUGAUGCGAGUUCCGGCCGAGAGCAGAGAACAUUAAUAUUUGUACAAGUUUCCUCGGUGAAAGAGGCUCUUAUUGCCAUUCACGACUGGAAAGUUGACGUCUUAGUAGCUCAAGGAUCUGAAUCUGGCGGUCAUGGGCAUAGCGCCGCUCCACCACUUCUCACGCUAGUGCCGUCUAUUCUGGCAGUGCUGCCCAAAGACGGUCCUUGCCUUCUUGCAGCCGGCGGACUGUCAACUGGUGGUCAUGUUUCCUCACUCCUUGCCCUUGGAGUCUCUGGCGUAGUGCUCGGCACCCGAUUUUUGAUGACAGAAGAGAGCUUCUAUAAUGAAGUGCAAAAGAAGAUGCUUGUCAUGGCCAAUGCCAACUCGACAGUGCGCACGAUGGCAUUUGACCGUGCCAGAGGAACUUUAGAUUGGCCGGAAGGCGUAGACGGUCGUGCCAUCUACAACCGGACAGUGAAAGAUAUGGAUGAUGGUGUUGACAUCGAAAUUGUUCGAGAGAAUUUCAACAAGGCAGUACAGAAUAGGGAUCCUGACCAGAUAUUGGUUUGGGCUGGUACUGGCGUUGAAUUGGUCACAGACAUUCAGACAGCGCAGGAUGUUGUUCGAGAACUACACGCGGAUAUGAUGGAACAUUUAACUCUUGUAUCAACACUUAUCGCCGCUUGAUGCGGCAGGCCUGUUGGUUUCCGUUAACACAACAUAACUACCUUGCCUAUUCGGACAGUCGGUUCGCUUAUUGUAUAUCCCUGCAAUAAUCGUAACGUGUGGGGAAAUAGUUGUCAGGAACUCCAUUAAUGAC
Molecule: messenger RNA, 1456 nt
Organism: Suillus paluster
Lineage: Eukaryota; Fungi; Basidiomycota; Agaricomycetes; Boletales; Suillaceae
Product: 2-nitropropane dioxygenase
Exons: 5
Coding region: 286-1323 (345 amino acids)
Molecular function (GO): nitronate monooxygenase activity
Source: RefSeq, a predicted model, not a curated record